CUAGAUCGCUCCCACUAACGGCGCGGACGUUGCACGGAACGCAACUCGGUUGAUUAUGUGUUUGGCCUUUUGAAUCCCGCGAAGUAUCGUGAAAUUGAUUAGAAAGUAAGAACACAGUUUAUAUAUAGCAACAAGCAGGUACAAAGAGGCACCAUGGAGUCUUGUGGGAUGAAUGUUAUCAAGUAUAUUCUCUUCAUCUUCAAUCUAGUCUUCGCAAUUUCUGGCAUAGGCAUCAUCGCGGCCGGUGCAUUAGUGUUAUGCGAUGUUGGCGAAUUCAGUCACUUUCUAGAAGGAAGGAUAAUGGCCCCGCCUAUAGUCCUCAUAGUUGCGGGAUCUAUCGUUUUCAUUAUAGCUUUUCUAGGGUGUUACGGUGCGAUCAAGGAGCAUUACAACAUGUUAAUCGCUUUUGCGGCCGCACUGUUAAUAAUCUUCGUGAUCGAGCUCGCGGUGGGCAUAGCGGCGGCGGUGUUCAAGAACGAUUUCAGCAUGGCGAUGAAAGAUACUCUAAAGGAAUCGAUGAAAAAUUAUACGGAGGCAGACAGACUGGCUUGGGACAAUGUGCAGAAAAAGCUAGAAUGUUGCGGCGUAGACGGACCCGAGGAUUGGACUCCGGCUAAGGGAUUUACGGUUGCCAGCUUCCCGACUUCUUGUUGCGCGGAUAUGCAGGCGAUAUGUCAGAUAGGUAGCACAUCGCUGUACAGGGAGGGGUGCUUCAGCAAGCUGGAAAUGCGAGUCCGGAAAGGCGCGACGAUCUUGAUCGGCGUGGGUAUCGGAAUAGCUUUCGUGGAAAUUGCCGGCAUUGUUCUUGCUUGCUGUCUGGCCACGGCUGUAAAAAGGGAAAGCGAUAAAUGAAACAAAGCGUAUUAAUUCUUUUUUGUUGUUUUCAACUAGAAAAUUUGCUAUGUCAUUAAGAUAAAGAUAAGGUGAAAUUUUGAUCGACUCAUAUUAAAAAUUUUACAUUUAACUAUGAACGAAGAAUCGGAAGAUUAAGAUCAGUAAAUAAUUAUCUAUUUCAUUCGUAAUAUAUUCGCGCAUUGACUUUCCGUCCACGAUGUUCCUCACGCUCGCCUCAUAGUAACAUAGUAAUGAACCUAACUCAGACUUUGAUAACUAUUCGGUAUAUUUAUCACAUAUAUUUUAUAAUAUAACUAUGCUGUGCUUCUGCUUUUACGUAUGUAAGUGACAAAUAUCUGCUCCGAAAAGAACGAGAAAAAUAUUUCCAGAAUAGACAAACAUUAUUUCCACUUUUUUAAAUUUAUAUCAGAAUAAUUGUUUUUAAUUAAAAAAUACAUUGCUGAGGGAAUUAGUUUACAAUUGUAAUAUCACAUACAGCAGACAGCAGAUAUUACCAAGUAAUGUAGAGUAAUUAUGGAUAAAAUAUAUUCGUGUGUUGUUGAUUUAUAAUAUAUUAUAUAUAAAUUUAAUAUCUAUAUUACUAAUAUAUAUAUUUUGCCUAUCAAAGGAUGGAUUAAUUUGCGUGAUUACGAUUGUAUAAAUGUGUGCUUAGUGCAAAUAUAGAUUAUAUGAGCGUACAGUUUUAUGUGUUUAUUAUAUACUUCCUAUAACAAAAACUUUAUUUUCUAUAUAUUAACAAGAUAAUUGUCAU
Messenger RNA from Linepithema humile (Argentine ant), 1606 nucleotides. RefSeq names its product CD63 antigen-like. Gene Ontology annotation, cellular component: plasma membrane. The record is from RefSeq and is a predicted model, not a curated record. NCBI's taxonomy places the organism in Eukaryota, Metazoa, Arthropoda, Insecta, Hymenoptera, Formicidae.